Molecule: messenger RNA, 1039 nt
Organism: Anopheles funestus (African malaria mosquito)
Lineage: Eukaryota; Metazoa; Arthropoda; Insecta; Diptera; Culicidae
Product: nuclear protein 1
Exons: 1
Coding region: 219-407 (62 amino acids)
Biological process (GO): regulation of transcription by RNA polymerase II; negative regulation of cell cycle; negative regulation of cell population proliferation
Cellular component (GO): nucleus
Source: RefSeq, a predicted model, not a curated record
UGCAGACCAAACAAAAGAACGAGUUUUUCGUCAGAAACCGAACAGUACGGACGUGCGCGUCUCCAUUGCCAACCAGCGUAACUUAGUGUCUACUUUGUGUGCCCGCCCCGGUGAUCAACGAGCAAGGCAAAACGUUUCACAUCACAAUCAGGAAAAAGGAAGCAAACCAGUCGAUUUAUUCUGCCCGCGUCACAUAUCCAAACCAGCGACCAGUCAACAUGUCGGACGAUUACGAUAAGUACGAUUUCGAGAUGGAGAAGCACAUCCACUCGGGACACAGUGGCAAGCAGCGAAGCAAGAAGGAAGCUAGCGACCAUACCAACCACAAUGAUCCGAGCGGCCAUUCGCGUAAGAUUGUGACCAAGCUGAAAAACACGGAACAGAACAAGAAGCCAGCGGCGAAGUAGUCAGCCUCCACCAGUGGCAGGAGAUCUCAGUGCGUACGGGGGGGUCACCGUCAUCGGCCGCCCCAUCCGCUCGCUCACCACCAUCCCCCUGGGUGCAUCCAUCAUUUCCGUGGUUCUUCUGCUAUUUUUGCGUCCUCUUUACACACACACACACACUCCGUCUCGCGCUCUCUCUCUCUCUGUCCCUUCGGAAGCGUAACGCGUGCGCGGCUCAUGCGUUUGGUGUGGAACCGUCGUUUCGGAACCACAAAUACCGAUACGCAAUAGAGAAUGACCCUGUGCAACAUCGUUGUUGCGUUUGUAAUUGGGGGACACAGAGGUGUGCGAGACCCUUGUUUUUUGGAGAACCUUCGGUGUUUAGGGGGGGAAGGUGUGAUGCUCGUGUGAGGAGCCCGUAUGCCAUCGUCCUUAACAUAUAGUAGUUAUUAAAAGAAGAAGGCUAAAAAGCAGCCACCCUUUGCACUGUGUGUGAAUAUGUCUGUAUGUGUGUGUGCGCGCGCGGAACAAAAGGUGGCCGGACCCCGCUCCAACUUUGUUUUAUGAAUAUAAUUAUCUGUACCUUGUGUGUGUGAUCAAUUAUUAGCUGCAAGUUAUGUACUAUUAAUAAAUAAAGAAGGAUAUGCUUAUCAAAA